Molecule: messenger RNA, 991 nt
Organism: Myodes glareolus (Bank vole)
Lineage: Eukaryota; Metazoa; Chordata; Mammalia; Rodentia; Cricetidae
Product: olfactory receptor 52D1-like
Biological process (GO): G protein-coupled receptor signaling pathway
Cellular component (GO): plasma membrane
Molecular function (GO): olfactory receptor activity; G protein-coupled receptor activity
Source: RefSeq, a predicted model, not a curated record
AGAAGCUGAGACUCUGACUUUUGUUAUGUCUAUCUACAAUAAGUCUGAUGCCCAUCCCUCAACCUUCAUUCUCAUUGGCAUUCCUGGGUUGGAGGCAGCACACAUGUGGAUUUCCAUCCCCUUUUGCGUGGUCUACAUUUUGGCACUAGUGGGAAACUGUUCUCUUCUGUUCAUCAUUAAGACAGACUCCAGCCUCCAUGAGCCAAUGUACCUCUUCCUCUGCAUGUUGGCAGUGGCUGACCUCGUGGUGUGCACUACAGCUGUUCCCAAACUUCUCAGUCUCUUCUGGUUUCAUGAUGGAGAGAUUCCCUUUGAAGCUUGCCUCACUCAGGUCUUCCUAAUCCACUCUUGCUCAACCAUGGAGUCUGGCUUUUUCCUGGCCAUGGCAUUUGACCGUUAUGUGGCCAUUUGUAACCCAUUAAGACACUCAGCUAUUUUGACACACACUGUAACUGGAAGGAUAGGUCUAGCUGUUGUACUUCGGGGAAUAGUUCUUCUCAGUCCUCAUCCUUUUUUACUAAGUUGGCUUCCCUAUUGCAAGACCAACAUAAUUUCCCACACUUACUGUGAGUUCAUGGCCCUCAUCAAGAUUGCCUGUGCUGAGACAAGCAUCCGUCGAGCCUACAGCCUCAUUGUUGCUUUCCUCACUGGGGGUGUGGACUUUAUAUUGAUCAUUUGUUCUUAUGUCCUCAUUCUCAAUACUGUCUUCCACCUUCCUUCCAGGGAUGCCAGACUCAAGACUCUGGGCACCUGUGGCUCGCAUGUCUGUGUCAUCUUAGUGUCAUAUACCCCUGCCUUCUUCUCCUUCCUCACCCACAGGUUUGGGCAUAAAGUGACUCCCCAAGUGCACAUAUUCGUGGCCAACAUCUAUCUUCUUGUACCACCCAUGGUGAACCCCAUUAUUUAUGGUGUAAGGACCAAGAACAUAAGAAACAGAUUUCUCAAAGUGCUCAGGUUUUCAAAGUUUACAAACCUGAACUGGUUUUGUUGA